GACCCCGGAGCCGUCGCAGGUCUCUGUCCGAGGGGCCCCUUUUCUCGGAAGGGCGGCGGCCGAAACGGGGGAAGGUGGCUCUCAGGUAGCGAAUCUGGGCUUCGGGGACGGCGGGGACCAGGGGCGGACGGGAGGAUGAGCUCCCCCGGCACCGAGAGCGCGGGGAAGAGCCUACAGUACCGAGUGGACCACCUGCUGAGCGCGGUGGAGAGCGAGCUGCAGGCGGGCAGCGAGAAGGGCGACCCCACGGAGCGCGAGCUGCGCGUAGGCCUGGAGGAGAGCGAGCUGUGGCUGCGCUUCAAGGAGCUCACCAACGAGAUGAUCGUGACCAAGAACGGCAGGAGGAUGUUCCCGGUGUUGAAGGUGAACGUGUCUGGGCUGGACCCCAACGCCAUGUACUCCUUCCUGCUGGACUUUGUGGCGGCCGACAACCACCGCUGGAAGUACGUGAACGGGGAGUGGGUGCCCGGGGGCAAGCCCGAGCCGCAGGCGCCCAGCUGCGUCUACAUCCACCCCGACUCGCCCAACUUUGGGGCCCACUGGAUGAAGGCUCCGGUCUCCUUCAGCAAAGUCAAGCUCACCAACAAGCUCAACGGAGGGGGCCAGAUCAUGCUGAACUCCUUGCAUAAGUACGAGCCUCGAAUUCACAUAGUGAGAGUUGGGGGUCCACAGCGCAUGAUCACCAGCCAUUGCUUCCCCGAGACCCAGUUCAUAGCGGUGACUGCUUAUCAGAACGAGGAGAUCACAGCUCUUAAAAUUAAGUACAAUCCAUUUGCAAAAGCUUUCCUUGAUGCAAAGGAAAGAAGUGAUCACAAAGAGAUGAUGGAGGAACCCGGAGACGGCCAGCAGCCUGGGUACUCCCAAUCAGGGGGGUGGCUUCUUCCUGGAACCAGCACCCUGUGUCCACCUGCAAAUCCUCAUCCUCAGUUUGGAGGUGCCCUCUCCCUCCCCUCCACGCACGGCUGUGACAGGUACCCGGCCCUGAGGAGCCACCGGUCCUCGCCCUACCCCAGCCCCUACACUCAUCGGAACAAUUCUCCAACCUAUUCUGACAAUUCACCUGCAUGUUUAUCCAUGCUGCAAUCCCAUGACAACUGGUCCAGCCUCGGAAUGCCUGCCCAUCCCAGCAUGCUCCCCAUGAGCCACAAUGCCAGCCCCCCUACCAGCUCCAGUCAGUACCCCAGCCUGUGGUCCGUGAGCAACGGCGCCGUCACCCCGGGCUCCCAGGCAGCAGCCGUGUCCAACGGGCUGGGGACCCAGUUCUUCCGGGGCUCCCCCGCGCACUACGCACCCCUCACCCAUCCGGUCCCGGUGCCCUCUUCCUCUGGAUCCCCACUGUACGAAGGGGCGGCGGCGGCCACAGACAUCGCGGACAGCCAGUACGACGCCGCCCAAGGCCGCCUCAUAGCCUCAUGGACACCUGUGUCGCCGCCUUCCAUGUGAGGCAGCCAGGCCCAGGUCCUGGAGGAUGCAGGGAC
Molecule: messenger RNA, 1478 nt
Organism: Callithrix jacchus (white-tufted-ear marmoset)
Lineage: Eukaryota; Metazoa; Chordata; Mammalia; Primates; Cebidae
Gene: TBXT
Product: T-box transcription factor T
Biological process (GO): mesoderm formation; heart morphogenesis; cell fate specification
Cellular component (GO): nucleus; chromatin
Molecular function (GO): RNA polymerase II cis-regulatory region sequence-specific DNA binding; DNA-binding transcription factor activity, RNA polymerase II-specific
Source: RefSeq, a predicted model, not a curated record